Messenger RNA from Thecamonas trahens ATCC 50062, 1246 nucleotides. RefSeq lists its product as uncharacterized. The record is from RefSeq and is a predicted model, not a curated record. Bases 35 to 1003 code for a protein of 322 amino acids. The transcript has a single exon. Lineage: Eukaryota; Apusomonadida; Apusomonadidae.
UGCGGGUGAGUUGGCAGAUGCCGUCGUCCGCUCGAUGACCGAGGAGAAUCUGGCUGCUGUGGUGGCUCUGCGGGAGAACGCUGACCGGUGGAUGCUGGAUCGCCCGCUGCCUCAUGGGUGGGACGCGCCGCUGGACGCACUGCUGACGCGACCGCAGAUCAUGAACAUCGCCGCAGGCGAAGGGUUCUUCAUUGCCGCCUCCAUCGCCGCCUCGCAUCCGACUGCCCAGUCGCUCGCCCUGGCCAUCGAAGACGCGACCCCGCCGCCGCCGCCCGUCGUUGCCGACAACAGCCUCUAUGUCGCUGGCGAUAACAUGCCCGGCACAGAGGCAGGGCGUGACGGCGACGACGAGACCGAGUGGAUGGCUACCGUGACUAAGUUCCACGCCGCCUGGUACCACUGCGAUGAGGAGGACGAUUCCGGAUGGGGCUGCGGCUUUCGGGUGGUGCAGAUGCUCGCCCAUGCAGCCUCGGGCCCGCACGCGGUCCCAUCCAUCGCCGACAUUGUGGCCGCUUGCAACGCCUCGCCGCGGGCCGAGCCAGUGGUCUGGGGCGAGUGGCUAGCCGUCGACGCCCUCGCAGGCUACCUCGGCGCCGCCCACGGCCUGCUCGAGUGCUCGAUGAUGAGCGUUGACGCCAUCGACAAGCUCGACGUCCUUGCCCUCCGCCUGCAGCACCACCUUUCCGCCCACAACACCAUGGCCGUCUUUGAGGGCACCGGACAGAUUUUCUGCGUCGCCGGCGUCCGCUCGCGCCUCGCUCGCCGCGAGGUCCUCAUCGUCGACCCGCACGGCCCGCCAUCGGCAGCCACCCGCACCGAAUCAGGCGUCCUUGUUGACUUUGCCUUCCAUGGCGGUAUCGGGUGGAUCGAGCUCCGCGAGCUCCUCCUCAACACCGCACGCGUCGAAGCCGCCUCGGCCUUUGGUGGCGACCUUCCCCCUGACAACGAGCUCCUCCGCCUCAUCGGCGGCUGGCGCGUCCUGUUCCUCUCCAAGACUCCGUAGCUCGCCGCCCGGCCGCUACUAGUCGUCGCCGUACACUGAUAGUGCGCCGCACUUGUUGAUGUACACCAUGGCAAGCACAAAGUGGAUAGCAUCAAACUCGCAUGCCAUGUUUGCAAUCCACCCGCCCUUGCGACGUUUGUACUGCACCUUGCCCACCUUGCUGCCGUCGGCAAGCGCCAAGUUGAGCACAUGCUUGGCCGAGCCCUUGGUCUCAAACUUGCCCGUCACCCGCAUCACUACUCC